Molecule: messenger RNA, 5385 nt
Organism: Anolis carolinensis (green anole)
Lineage: Eukaryota; Metazoa; Chordata; Lepidosauria; Squamata; Anolidae
Product: olfactory receptor 14C36
Exons: 1
Coding region: 2256-3203 (315 amino acids)
Biological process (GO): G protein-coupled receptor signaling pathway
Cellular component (GO): membrane
Molecular function (GO): olfactory receptor activity; odorant binding; G protein-coupled receptor activity
Source: RefSeq, a predicted model, not a curated record
AGGCCUCUACAGCCUUGAUCUGCAUGCAACCAAUGUGCAACUGACAAGGAAAUCACUCAGAUGACAUUUGUGAAUGCAUACUGGUUUGCAAAUCUGGACAGUACCUAUUUUCUGAUAACAAUUACUUAUUAUAGCUUUUUUCUCAUUGCAACCCCGGAUUGAAAUUGCUUGAUUAGUUCAGUAUUCUUUUCAUUGUUCUAUUAAUUCUGAAUACUUUUGCAUAAGAAAUAAUUUGUUUUCAAUGAUAUGUCUUUUUAAUCUUUUGAAUGUUCUUUCCUCACAAGUGUAUCAUUGUCUUAUUGGUUUAAUCAGAAAUAUUUGGCAUGCUUAUUUGCUGUUCAGUUUUGUUAUAAACAUGGAAGAAAACACUUUAGAUGGGAGGGGGAAUGGAAGCAAUGAUUUGUGAUCAGGUGAGCUGGACUCAUGGGAGUAAAAUCUCAAGAAACCAAUACAGCCUUAAAUGAUGCUCUUUCUUGGCACCUUGUUAUCAUUUUUGUGUCAAUUAUGAGUCAGUGCUAUCAUUAUAAACGACAGUAAUGUAGACCAAAGCAAUGAAUAGAUUGUUCACAUGUCAUGUGGCUCAAAAGGAGAAGGAGAAGAUGAAUAAUUGCACCUACCAAUGCCUCAAUGGAUGCUCAAUGGGAUGCUGAAUUCGACAAUAACAAUUACUUGCCUAAAAUUCUUGUAUUUAGGUAAGUUUGAUUUAAAUGUAUUUAGAGUGUUCUGUCCUUUGCUACCUUCUGUUUGUCUAUCUGAUUUUUUUCAAUCCAUCCACCCUCUUUAUCUAUUAUAAGGCAAAAUAAUCUGUUAAAUCUCUUUUGUAGUGGCACAAGUAGAAUAACACUCAGAUUUUGUUUUUCUGUUCAGUAAGGUAUUUUCACAUGAACUCCAUUUGGUAUUUUCUAAACCAAAACCAUAUAGAUAUCAUUGUAACCAGACAAUUUCCACAUAAAUAACUGUCCAUUUAAUGGGGCAACGUAUAUAUUGUCCGAUAAUGGAAGAAUGUGAAUAAAUCAGAUUGUGACUAAUCUCUCCUUACUUUUCUAUAAUGGCUUUUUUUUUCUUUACUAUCUAAACUAAUCAAUUCCUUUGGGCAAAUUCCUUUAGCAGCCUUAAUGUACAAUAAACUAGAACAUUAACCAGUUCUAACAUUGGCACUAGCAAUCUGUUGAUCGUCAAACAACAUAAAUAUGUGCUAGAUUAGUAUCAUUCAUGCACUGUUGAAGGUAGAUUGGCAGCAUGAAAUCAUUAUGUAAUCCUAUAUUAUGGUGGAAGUAUUGGCAAACAACAGCUGCAUCUUUUGUGCCCAAGAAAACCAGAUGAUAUCCAUAAAUCUAGAGGUGAUUUCAAGUCACAUAGACAUACAACCCAGGAUUGUCAUCUUAAGGAACACAAGCAUUAAUUCUUUGUAGUAUUAAAAAAAAACCCUGAAAUCCAAACUCAGUCAGUAUCACUUAUGUAACUAUUUAGAAAGAAGGAAGGAGGGUGUGAAUCCUGUGGUAUUUUUUUAAAGAAAUAGUUAAUUUCAGGCUGGGCAUGUGUUAAUUACACAAAACUUCUUCAAAUGCCAUAAGUGAUGACAAUGACUCAUAUAAUCUUUAGUUUGUAUAUCAGUGCAUCUGAGCAAAUUGAUGUUAAUCCAUGAAAGCUGGUGGUUGGUUUGAAAGAUAUGUUUAUGAUUUGUAAUUGGGACAGACAGAUGCUAGAUAAAUAGACAGCCCAUACUAAAACCUAAAUAAUAUUAUAAAUCUCAUUUAACCGGUAUUGCCCUCCCCCAUUAAUACUGAAGAGCAAAGCACAAGCAACCCCUUCUAUUAUUCUAUUGGAAAUAUAGUAAUUGAGAAUGGAGUUGAUGCAGAAACCCCACCGUAUGCAUUGUGUGUAUAUAUGUUAAGACUGCUCCACCUGAAACCAUUAUGAAUUGACCUUCAGAAUAUUUUGACAUGUCACCAAUAUGUCAAUGUCACUAAUAAGCUACAGAUUUAAUAAUGUAGCAAGAGAUUUCUUAGAUGACAUAAGAAUUUGAGAUAUGUCUGUUCUGGCUGUAGCUGCAGUCCAACUGUAAUCUUGGUUCAUAUUGCAUAUAGUUGCUAUACAAAUUACUACACAGGACUAUUGCCAUAACAUAUCUCAGAAACCAAACAUAAUGUAGUAAAAACUAUCUUGAAGACUUCACUGCCCAAGAAAAGUGAAUUUAUUAAAAUUAAAUCUUGUAUUUCUCAUCCUACAGGAAAUAUCAAGAUACCGAAAACAGCAUGAGUAACUUUACUUCCACAUCCUCUUUUCUGUUGCUGGAAUUCUCAGAUAUGAGAGAACUACAAAUCUUAUCCUUUUUUGUCUUCCUAGCAUUCUACCUGACUGCAUUAAUAGGCAAUCUUCUCAUUAUCACUGUAGUUGCAGUUGAUUCCCACCUUCACACUCCCAUGUACUAUCUCCUAUUUAAUUUGGCCAUGUCGGACAUUGGAUCAAUUUCUGUCAUGGUGCCCAAGGCCAUGGCUAUGUCUCUUAAGAAUGAUAGGUCAAUUACUUAUGCUGGCUGUGUUGCUCAAGUUUUCUUUUUUGUUUUCUUUUCAGCCUCAGGUUAUAGUGUCCUAACUAUUAUGGCUCAUGAUCGCUAUGUUGCAAUCUGCCACCCUCUCCACUAUGAGAGAAUCAUGCACAAAGGAGCCUGCCUACAGAUGGUAGCCAUUGGGCUGAUUGCUAGUCUUAUUUAUGCCACAUUACACACCUGUGGCACCUUUGGAAAUACUUUCUGUUCCAAUAUUGUCAAUCAAUUCUUCUGUGAAAUUCCACAAUUAAUAAAGCUGUCCUGCUCAGGUUUUUCCAUAAUGGAAACUGGGGUUCUUAUCCUGUCGUUUAGUAUAGCAUUAGGGUGCCUUAUUUUCAUCAUCAGAUCAUAUGUACAGAUCUUUGUUGUUGUGCUUCGAAUUCCUUCUUCACAAGGUCAGAAAAAAGCCCUCUCCACUUGUGUUCCCCACCUCACAGUUGUCAUAAUGUUGAUAGCCAGUGGGGUCCUUGUCCAUGCAAGGUUUACUGCUGACUCUUCUAAUUUGGAUAUAGUUUUGUCCAUGGUAUAUACCAUAAUUCCUCCAAUGUCAAACCCAUUCAUAUAUAGUGUUAGAAACAAAGAGGUCAAGACUGCUUUACGAAAUCUGUUGCAUGUUGCAAUUUCCUAUAAAAACAUACUUAAAGUUGUUCUGUGAGAACUGUGUUGUAUGAACUUUCAAAUGUUAAUAUUUCCGUCUGAAUGUUUAACUCCACUCUUCUCAUGCAUCAGGUCCUCUCACACAGGUUGAGCUCUCUUUUUUUCUUCUGUGUAAUUUCUUUGAGCUUCAUUUAUCAGAUAGAACAUAAUUUGAUAGUACAUUUUCACCCAGAGAUAAUAAGUACUGUUGGCUGCUUAUAUAUUCCCAGGUCAUCAUUGAUUUUCUAUAAACAGCUUGGGGUCAACAGAAGUAGCUACUCCUUGCAGUCCCAGCAUAUGGCCUCUCAAUGCUUGAAGAAGUGUGCCUAGGUCCAUUCAGUUUGAAGCUACUCCAUCUUCCCAGUUUGAUUGCUGGGGCAAUGAAUUUUGCUUCAGCAGAUUUCCUCAAUAUACAAUGUAAAUAUAUAGGACGUGGCAACUGGGAAGCACCCUAUGUACUCUAUACAAGAAACUUAAGAUGCUUCACAAAGUGUUCAAAAGAUAAUUAUUUUACAGGUCAAAAAUGAAGAAAAACAUUUUAGCCAGAAAAAAAAAGAUCACAACCCGAUGAAUUUUUAAGAAUCUUCAGGCAUAUGAGAAAUUAGAAACAAAUGGGAAAAAUUAAUAUAUCAGUUAUAGGGGAAUUUGCACUAAUAAAAGCAAAUGUUUUGCCAAGAGUCAGAUCCCAAUUGGUUUGCUUAUUUAUAACUUAAAAUGAUAUUUCCACAGGACAAAAAGAACUCAUGCAAAAAGAUGGAGAAAAUCAGUUUUAUUUGUAAUGGUGUAAAGAUGAUGGUCAUAUACUUUCAAAAGUGAGACAAUGUCCUUUGAAAUUAGAGAUAGAAGCUGAAUCUGUAAAAUGAUAAGGUGGGUCAAGGGUUGCAGGCAUAAUGAACAAAUGAACAUUUAAAAAAUGGCAUGACAUAAAUUCUUCUAGUCUAGUAACUUUGUAAGAAAAUAUACAUAAAAUGAUAUAUAGAUAGCACUUAAUUCGAAGUAGGUUGUCAAAAAUGUCCACAAAUGCUUCAAAUGUAUGUCGUGCUUGUCAGAAUAAGGAAAGAUCUUUUCCUGACAAGGACCUGCAACAAGGUGACAAGAUCCAUACCUUAAUGAAAAUAAAGUAAAAUUAAAUUAAAUGUGGAUUGUGGAAUAUAAACAGAAAUGUUUUUGCUGGACAUUUUUGAGAAGAAAUUGGACUACGCCAUGGACUAUUCUUCACAUAUAUAAUAAGAGCUGGAAGAAUACUGUAUGCUCAAACUUGGAAAUGAAUUGAAGCACCGAUGAAUGGAAGAAUGGGUUUCUGAAUUUACAGAAUUUGCCCAAAUUGCCUGACUGAUGUGGAUUCUGAAAGAUAAAUAAAUUGUAAUUUUCAUGAAAGAUUGGAAAUUGUUUAUGGAUUUCUGAGCAAAAAGAUCUGGUAAUGUUAGCAAGUGGAAUUUAGUUAAACCCGUAAUGAUGGAAUAACAUAUCUUUUGCUAGUUAUUUUCCUCUCUUUAUUAGAGUUCAUUAGGGGGCAGAGUUCUUUUGUAGCUUUGUAAUGUAUUGUUUGUGUGGUUGUAGGUAUUAUAAUACUGUAGAUUAGUGACUUAGUAAUGAACCAUUAUGUCAGUUUAGUGUUAGAAUUAAGUGUAAUGAACUUUAGUUUUAGAUAUACAUACACUGUAUGUUAUUUAUCUAUAGUCCUUCUUUUUUACUUUUUUUUCUUGGGUGCUGUUUAUCUCAAUAUGCAUUAGUUUAUAUUUGUUAAAGCUAAUAAAUAUCAUCUUAAAAACUUAAAUAUUUUAUAUCUUUUACCAUAAAAGAAAAGCAUAUCCAACAUCUCUUAGUAUAGCAUAAGAUUGUUUGAUGAUUUCAGCAAAAAGUAAUUAAAAAUUCCAGAAACUGUAUAUAAGAUUAUCCAUGCAGAACAUUCCAAAAAUACCUCCAAAUCCACAAAAACCAACAAGAACGAUUUAUAGAAAAGGAAUUAACAACUCACUUUUCACUUUUUGGAGAAAAAUUGCAGUAGACUAAAAAGAAAGGGGAAUGAUAAAAUAUAUUUAGAUAUCAAGUGGCCUGUCACUCUUUCUUGAGGCACAGUGUCUCCAACUUGCAUCAAAUGCAUGAAAAACUAAGGUACGAAAAAUGCAUGAAAAACUAAGGUGACUAUUAUCAGCAGGCCCAUACUUUGUAAAAUAGAACUAUACUAUAUACUUUCUUCU